AUGUUAUUAUUGAUUUUGUUAUUGUAGGUGAUUUUAUCACAGUAGUAAGAUUAGUAGAGCAUUGAAUUACAGAUAGAGAAACAAUAUGAAUUUUAUGGGUAAUAGUUGAAUAAAUAGAUUAUAUAGGAAAGUGCCAGGAUCGUCAACAUCUGUUCUUUAUCCAGUUCACUUUUAUAAAUUCCUUGUUGAGAAUGUGAUACCAAAUGAGGAUAUAUUUGUAGUAUUGAGAGCACUUCAUGAUUAAAGCUCUUUUCCUUCGCUUUACAUAAGUAAGGUGAAUUAAUAGUAAAUAUGAAUAAUAAUUAAUAAGUCCAUCAAUAUAUGAUGAGUUAUGUGGUAAUAAAGGGAUGGAUGUUUGUAUAAUAGAAGAAAAAGAGUUAAUUCCAAAUAGCACUUAUUAUUUGGGAGUAUAUUGUUUAUAGGAUUGUGAUUAUGAAUUGACAAUUCAUUACGAGGAGGAAGAGGUCUUAGAAUUAGGAGAAGCAAUGAUAGUGCAAUUUGAGAAUGAGACAGAGAGUAUUUUAAAGAUUAGGAUGCCUAAUUCAAUGGAUUCAGUUGAUAGAAUCAUAAUAAGAGCUCAUUACAUUUAGGAUAAGAAUAGUGUAUUGAAUGAAUCCUUUUAUUUUUAUAUCAAUGAGGGGAAUGAAACACCAUCACCAAUUUAAAAUUAGUAUGAAGCAGAAGAGAUUUGGAUGAUAGGAAAAGGAGUGGUAAUAUAUAAAAAUAGUACUAAUCUUUAAGGGAAUUUAACAGUAUUAUUAAUAGGUGUUCCAAAUACAAGAUUAUAUUUCCUAUCAACAUUGUAUGAACAUGUCAGAGAAAUAGGAUUAUUUGAAAGAACUGAUGACUUAGUAUUAGAUAGAAAGAUUAAUUAUUAUAGAUUAAGAAUAUAGGAUGAGUACUUAGAAUUUUUGGAUGAAAAUUCAUUAUCUUUUGAUAUCCAUCCAUUUGAAGGAAAUCCUAAUAUUUAUAUAUCUCCAUGCAAGUUAGAUGAAUGUUCAAUGGAUUAUAAAUAGUAUCCUUGGUAAUCAGAAUUAGACUUUGGAUACGAAUCAAUCACGAUUUCUCCAAAUAAUAGAAUUAAUAAUGGGAAUAGUAGUUAGUUUAUUAUCGCAAUAAAUGGAAUGGAGGGAUUUUCUAGUUAUUCAUUUUUGGUUUAUUUAAGCAAUUAUUAUAGUAGAAUAUUAUCUGUUUAUGCAUAUGAAUCUGGAUUUCUAGUAAAAAAUGAAUUGGCAGAAUAUAUAGUCGGAAUAUUUGAUUAGAAUAGUUAAACAUUUACAAUAACUUCAAAUUAUCCCACAGGACAUGGGAUGAUCAUUUUAAAGAAAUGUAUAAAGAAUAAUACAGAAUUAAGUGAUGUGACAAAUUCUUUUGCUUAUAUUGUAAAUGCAGGGAGUGAUAAUUUUUAUAAUUGUUCAAUCACUAAAGAAUAAAUAGAUUAAUUAUAAAUGGCUGAAGUCAUAAAAUCAGGAACAUCAGAAUUGAAUUCAGCUGAAAAUACACUACAAUUCUAUUACAAUAAGACUGAAUGUGAGAGUAAUGUAACAAUGCUAAAGUAUGAAAACGUAUAAACAAAUUGUUAAUAUGUGAUAGGAGUAUACAGCAAUGUUGAAUAUAUGAAUUAUCAAAUAUUUAUUAAAGGAUAAGAGAAACAUAUUGAAUUAAGAGAAUCCACUACCUAUCGUAGUUAUCUUAUGGAAUAUGACACUGAUUUAUUUUUAUUUACAAUUCAUGAAGAUGAAAUAACUGAAGUAGUAUUUUAAAUCACAGCUAUUACUGGAGAAUAUGAUGCAUAUGCUUCAAGAAUCUAUCAAAAACCCAAUUCUACUUGUUAUGAUCGAUAUGCUAAUAUGGAAUUAGAUAUCUUAUAAUAUAAAUCAGAUACUCACUCCUCAAAUUUAGCAGGCACUUAUUAUAUAAGAAUAAUAGCUAAGGCAGUACUUAGAUAUACAAUCACUCCCAUAAUCUAUAGGGAAUCUCAUGAUGAAAUUAAUUAUAUUCAUCUUACUGAAAGUAUUUCCUAUACACAUUUGUAAACCAAAAUAGAUUAAAUUACAUACUUUAAUUUUGAAUAUAGACAGAAUGGCCCUCUCUUUAUUCAUCUUAAUGGAAUCUAUGGCUAUUUCAUUUCCUAUAUAAUAGGCACCAAUAAAGUAAUGGGUGAUUAGUUUCCAAAUCAAACAUAAAAUAAUUUUACACUUAGAAGUUCAUAGCAUACAUUAAUCCUUGAAGAUCCAAAAUAAUAUUAUUAUAUAUAAGUCAACUCUCUUUCUCUUGGCCUUAAUGAAUCAUAUGAAAUACAAUUCACUUCUUCAAGUUCACUUAUGGAAUUAUUCUAUGGAGAUCCUCUCAUUACUUAAUUAGAUAAUUAACAUCAAUCUUAUUAUUAUUAUCUAUCUCCUUAUAAUUUAGAGAAACUUUUCAUUAUCAGAACUUAUAUUACGGAGACCAAUGAAAAUAACAACUUAAGAAUCUUCGUCAGUCUUAAAAAUAAGUUCCCCAAUCAAGAAAAUUAUGAUUAUGAAAUUAGUGAUAACUCUGCCUAUUUGACUUUACCAAAUAUCACUGAAAAUAGUGUUGUGUAUAUUGGAGUCUAAAGUAUUGGUUACAAUGAAUACUCAUUAUUAAUUAGAGGUGUCUCUGGUAUAAUUGAAUUAUCUGAUAAUACUGUCUAGUAAGUUCCUAUUCCUUCCUUUGAAUAAUACCAACAAUCUAACUUGUACUUCCUAGUGCCCAAAGAUCUCAAUAAUACUAUUCAAAUUUAAGCCUACACUGAAUUUACAGAAAUAGAAUUACUUUGUUCAAUCAGAGACUAUUAGAGUGUUACUAAAGAAUUAAAAAGUAAUAAUCACAAUAUAUUUCCAAACUCUUCUAAUUAUGACAUCGAAGAAGAAAUCAGUGCUAGUGAUUCCAAUAAAUUAUUAAUCAUCAAAUAAGAAGAUCUCAUUAAUUGUUAAAAUUAUAAAUAAGGUUGUAUAUUGUUGAUUACUGUGAAAGUAGAUUAACAAUCAUUAUACUCGUACAUCUUUGGAAAUACUUAUAAUAACAUAUCAACAGUAGAUGGUGAGGAUGGUUAUUUUAAUGUAAUGAUAUCUACUUAAUAUGCCAUAAUAAGAAAUGGAGAAAUGCUGAUUGGUUACUCUGCGGAGAGUAUUAUGUCUUAUUAUUAUUUCUAUGUUGACAAUCCUGUGGAAUUCAUAUAAAUAGCAGCAAGACCAUUAGAUGAUUGUGAUCCGGAUCUCUAUGUCAAUAAAUUGAUAGAUGAUGUCAUCUCAUAUCCUACUGAAGAUUCAAAUACAUAUAAAUCGAUCUAAUAUAAAUCAGAUGUUCUAAUUAUACGAGAUUCUAACAUUAUUGGAUCCUACAUAAUUGGAGUAACUGGAUUUAGAAAAGAAUGCACAUAUGAAUUGCUCUUAAAUUUAGCAGACAUUGAGUUGUAUUACAUUUCAAAUGGUCAAUUUACUAGUCAUUAAAUAAAUUAGACUGUUUAUUAUUUCUAUCAGCAUAUCAGAAGAGAAUCAUUUCGUAUAAUGAUACAAGGAAUUAAUAAUGUUGAUGUAGCCAUUAAUACAUACUCAUAAUAUAAUGAUGAUGAUGAUGGUCUAUUUGACUUAUUACCUUAUUAUGGAACAGAUGACAUUCAAAUAUUGCAGGAACAUAAUGAUAAUCUAUUUGGGGGAAUCAUAUAGAUUAACCAAUAAAACAAACAUUUUUGUUAUUAUUGUACAUACAUCAUAGCUCUAAAACCAUUGAAGAAUUCUGAGAUCUAACUAUUAAUAGCAUACAAUUCAAUAGCAUUGGAAAUUGAGUAUGGUAGAAUAUAUUAUGAUUAAUGUGUUGAGAAUUGCAAAUAUUACAUUGAACCAGGAGAUUUGAAUCUAUUUGUAUAUUCCUAAAAACUUGAAUUGCACUUUUAUGAUGAAGAAACCUUGGUAUUCACUCUGAAUCUAACUUAUUCUCAACACAUCAUUCCAAUCAAUUCAUCUUAUACUCUCAAUAUUCUCAAUCCAUAUUCAUACACAGUAGCAUCUUAUAAAUUGAGUUUAUAGAGUGAAUCAAAUUAUGUGAAUCUGCAUUUAGGUAAAUCAUACAAAGGCAACAACACAGAUUAAUCCAACAUUACACAAUUCACCUUCACCCCUAUAACAAUUGAUUAAUGGUAUACUAUUAUUGUGAAUUCCUAAUCUAAUGUUAGAGUGGAAUUAUUUUAUAUGACUAAAAAUGUAUCUGAAUUUAUACUACUCAAUCCAAUCUAAGAAUGGAGCAUUAGUACAUCAUAAAUAGAAUUAAAAUAUCAACUAAUUAAUAUCAAUUACUACUAUAAGAUAAUCUUACAAUGUCAAGACUUCUAUGUAAUAACUAUAAAUCUAGAUGGUUUGAAAUAUCUUGACUCUAAUUAUCAUUACAUUGAAUAAAUACAAUCAUCGCAAAUCUAUAAUAUGUUCGGUGUCCCAGGAUAAGAAUUAAUGAUUGAAAAAAUAGAUUGCCUAGGCUAAACUGAUUCUAACCUUACUUCUUAUCAAUUUAAUAGUACAACUGAUAUCUAUUUCAACAUUACUCCAACUAAAUUUGCCAGUUACACUAAAGAUGGUUUGUCUAUAAGGAAGAACAUUUUUAGUUUAGUACCACAUUUAUAAUAAUCCCACGAUUUAUGGUAUGUUAAUACAACCAUCAAUUAUCAAGUUUAAUAUAAUGAGGAUCAAACACUCACAGUUUCAGUAGAUACUAUGAAACGAAAUAAGGCUGGUAUUUUAGAUCUGAAAAUACUAAUGUAAUUAUCUGAUUGAAUUUUAGUUAUCAAUUGCACUAUUCAAAUCAAGAAACUUUUAUGUAGGCUUUUGGUUGUCAAAUGGACAUAGAAUCCCUCAAGUACUACACUAAUAGUUAAUUAUACCAUAGUAAAUCUCUCUAAACCAUCAAAGAGAAUGAUGAUUUCGUGUCUUUCAAAGGUAUAUUAGUAAAUAUCAAUCAUCUUUAGUACCUCUACCUUAGGAUCAGAAAGUACUUUAUGGCUUAAUUGUAUUCUAAGCAUUCUAUCAAGGAUAUGACACUCCUUACACUUAUUUCUACAAUACUAGUUUAAUUUACAAUAAUACUUAAUAACAUGAUAUGAACAUACAUGAAGAAGUGAAACAAUCAGAUGAAAGUUACAUUUUUAUUGUUAUUGUCAUCUUAACACUUUUUGUUCUAUUAGUGUUAUUUAUAGGAAUAAGAAAGUUUAUUUAGAGGAGAAAACUUAUGACAUUGGAAAAACCAAAAAAUAUAACUGUAGAUGAAGAAUAGGAGUAAGUGAAAGUGGCAUGAUUUAAUUAGUUAUUUUGUUAAGG
This is a messenger RNA of Paramecium sonneborni, 5327 nucleotides long. NCBI's taxonomy places the organism in Eukaryota, Ciliophora, Oligohymenophorea, Peniculida, Parameciidae. The record is from the annotation of a GenBank genome assembly.